AUGCUUAGUAGACCUAGUGCUCCUACCCCUACAACUUCUUUUCCAGCCUCACAUGACGACUGGUCGUCCGACAUUGACCAACAAUCUGCUGGAGUCGUUCCCUCUAGUGCUUAUGUUGUCGACUCCCCCACUUCUCUCGUGCAUUCCACGUCUCCUACCGCCCCCUUACCGCAGAACACUCUUGUACGGUCCCCUUCGGAAGAGGAUUCUGCGGCUUCCGACUCGGGCUACUCACAUACCUCCACUCGUUCUCCCAACGCCUCGGCGCUUCCAGAUCCAUCUCAGUUCCCUGACCCCUACCCGUACCGCCCUCCUCACUGGCAACAUGGAUCUUCCACACCCGCGCUAUCUUCUGCCGACUCAUCUUCAGGAUCGACGCGCUCUUCUGCCUAUACGAAUUCUGCGAAGUCUGGCGAUUAUGGACAUGUUCAUGUCGCGUCGGGCGGAGAUGAACCAAGCGUUGGCGUUGGAAUUACGACGGACGACGUGGUACAGCUUCUCUCCAGGGAGCCGGGUGUAUCUGCUGCGUCCCAGGGAAGGUUUCCUGCUGAUCAGACGCGUUGGUCCGAUUUCUACGUCAAUAGCGUUCGAUCUCGUUCUUCGUCAAUUGGCAACGGAAUGAGCGAACCUACGCUGCAGGAAAAUGGCGUUAAAGGUUUGCGUGCGACGCCCAGUUUUGACUUGGGAUUCGAGACUCUGGAUGAACGCGACGAGGCGGGUUUGAUCAGCGAAGAAGAGACAGAUGAUUACUUGUCCAUGGACGAGGACGAGAGAACUUCUGAAGAGGAGCCAACUAGUGCCAUGUUAAUUGCGGAGGAGGGUCGAGGCAUUAUUGUUAGAGCAGAUGAUGUGCCCAUCGUACGACUUCAGGUGAAAACAGGUACAACGCAUCUCCUGAUAGGGUCGUCUAACACCCCAAAUGCCGUCCCAUCAUUUCUUGCCAACACCCUCCCACAGAUUGCCUCAACUCUCCUUGCACUUGAUAUCUCUGCGAAUUUUCUUGUUGCUCUUCCACCAUCCCUUGUCGCUUGCAAGAAUCUCGAGGAAUUGAACAUAGCUUCUAAUCCUCUGCGGGCACUUCCUGUAUUCCUUUCUCAUAUGGUCUCUUUGCGCGUUCUCAUCGUGGAUUCAACGGGUAUCAGCACACUGCCCGAGGUGCUCAGUUCUUUGGACAGGUUGCACACUCUCAGCAUCAGAAGGAACAAAUUGAACGCCCUUCCUAGUUGGCUCUGCUUGUUGCCUGCGCUUGAAACACUUCUUGUCGAUGGCAAUCCGUUCCACGGUCCAUGGAAGGCACUUAUAGAACCAUUGCUAGCUAAAUCUCCGAUGACACCCCUUUACCCGCCGUCUACACCCAUAUUCCCUCUCCCUUCUGCUAGUGUGCAGAGUACCAACACAGAUGACACCGACUGCGAAGACGAGUCUCCUUACGAUGACGGUGAUCGACAGCUUCAGGCUGCUCAGGAAGACGAGGAUACCAUCACUCCUGCCAAGUCUCCGCCUAUUGCGCGGUCGGUUACGUCUCCCCUACCUGCCACAGCAACGGAGCCUGCCAUACCUCCCAAACUGACCAGGACUCGUACUACGCCAAACCGUGCUUAUUACGACAAGAGUAGAGCUGGGAAACCAGGGGUUGGGUCCGGUUCUGCGACCUCUUUGCGGCCCACCUCAUCGAAGGACAUGCAGGAUCCAAAUGAGCGAGAAUUACGCAAAAUGAAGAGUGCGGGUGAGCUACGACGGAAUAUAGCAAACCUGUCUCGUGCGGCGUCAAAAUCAGCGACAUCUUCUCCACAGCGCGCUGUUCUGUCGGAGUACGUCACCUCUGCGUCAAGUUCCGAUCUGCUCAACAUGGGUUCUCCCCCUCGGGAUAGCCAGGCUUUACCGAAACGAUAUGCUAGUCUUGGUGUGGCUUCUGGAACGUUGUCACCAAACGCUGUUCGUUCAAGACCUCAGAUGGAUAACAUCUUCUGGGACAAUCCUUCCGAAGCCGAUGAAAAGGCGGAUUUUUCUGCUCAGACAAUGCCAAGGAGGUCGACACUCCCACGAGGUCAUCCCGACUCACCGAGGCCAGAAUCAGAGAUCGCCCGUUCUGCCACCCAAACACGGUCAUCGAAGGAAGAAAAGCCUAGCCGCUGGGGUUUUUUGAAGAAGAUGUCGAUGGGGAAGAUGAGGGCAGACUCAUCCACGACAAUGAGAUCAACCGUGUAUCAAGGCCGACUCCAUGCUAGGAAUAUCCUUGUCAAGUCACCUGGGUCGGCAUCACCAGGAAUUCCUCAGAUUGACGUGCGGAUAUCUACCACGGGAGCGUUGUUACGCCCUGCACCACAGGUGGUUCUUCCUCAAGAGUCCCUUACUCCAAGUCUAUCGAGGAAACCGUCAGUUGAAACGUCGCUACCUCCUGCAGUCCCUGAGAAGCCCCACAUUGAAGCGUUGAAGGUCCCAUCCCCUUCGUCUUCCUCCCACCUCUUGGCUCCCUCCCCUACUCCGCGCGCAGCCAAGCGAAGGAGUUUUUUGCCAAUAGACAUGGCCCCCAUCCCCAUCCCCGCCGCAUCGGCGUUCGUUCCCGGCGUCACAGCGAGCAACAGCGCCGACGAUGGCGAUGAUGUAGGCAAAGAAAUUCUCAGUCCUGUUCCGAAAAUAUCCUUGGAGGACAUGCAGCGCCGAGAGGAAGAACGGGCGCGAGAGGCUCGUGUUCGCGCCUUGCGUUCGGUGAUGGCGUAUCUCAGGGAUAUGCAUGACUUGGGUUUGUCUCAAACGAACACUAUGUCUGUAUAUGGUUCCGCUGUAGAAAUUGCGCCAAGUGGCCUUCGAUCCCGUAGACCAACGGUGGUAGACAACGGACGUUUGCCAUCUGAGAUCUCUGUCAGUUCGAUUGCGUCUGGUUCUUCACGACCAGAGUCAUCGGUGCAGCUGCGGUCGACCGAAUCGAGGAUCGGUCUCCGCGGCGGCAGUGCCACACAGACAAAUAGCGUUGCUACGACCGAUAGCGCCGGAUCCGCAGGUGGGGAAGAGAGGAAGUACAAGGACGACAAAGGGAAACGUGCGAUGAUCAUUCGUGAGAUCAUAGAAACCGAACGGACGUACGUGAAGGGGCUCCAAGAGCUCGUGGAUAUCUACAUCACUCCCGCUGCUUUCUCUGUGAACGUGUUGAGCGGAGUAAGCCAGAGACAGGAAACUGUAGUUCCCGUAGCAGAGCGCAAGAUUGUGUUCAGCGGCUUGGAAUCUCUCUUCUUUUUCCACAAACAGAAUUUAUUGCCCGCCUUGGAGCAUGUUUCCGCCCCCCUUUUGGCGCCGAAGCAGGAUUCUUCGCAGCACGAUGUGGAUGGUUCGCAAUCCUUGGACGUAGCGAGACAGGUAGCGCAAACAUUUGUCGCGCAUGCAGCAUUCAUGAAGAUGUAUUCGACGUACAUCAACAACUUCGACAAUUCUGUUCAAAGGAUCAAAGCUUGGGUAUCUGAUCGUCCGGGUACACCCUCCUCAGUUCUCGCUGCCUCGUCCAGCACUGCCCAGCUAGUUGGCCUUGGACUUAGCAUGUCUGCCGUCAGUGCUCCAAGUGUUGUACCUGAUAGCGGACCGACCUCCAACAGCACCGCUCCAUUGUCUUCCAGUCAGCGCAAACGUAUCAAGUCGUAUCUGAAGCGAUGCCGUAUGAAUCCUAGACAUUCACAACUGAAUUUGGAAGGAUAUCUGCUGUUGCCUGUCCAACGGAUACCGAGAUAUCGUUUACUGUUGGAGGAACUUGUCAGAAGUAGCCCUACCACGUACGAUUAUCCCAACGAUCCUCUGGAGCGAGCAUUGGAGGAGAUAUCGUCGUUAGCAACCAGCAUGAACGAAGGCAAGCGAGAAUCGGAGUCGCGGAGGCGAUUGGUGUUAUGGCAAUCAAGAAUUAGAGGGAAGUUCCCAAGUCCCCUUGUACAACCUCAUAGACGUCUUAUUAUGGACGGCCCCCUUCAUCUUACUCGAGUCGUUCGCAAAGCCACUGUUUCUUUCGAAGUGAUUGAUUCACAUGGAGAUGCCUCCGAGGUGCAAGUCGAAUGCUUGUCGCCUGAGCUUACUCCCCGACCCUUGAUCGGUAUCCUGUGCAACGACUUGCUCGUUCUCUGUCGGGACCCAUCUGAUGGGCAGGAUCCCAACGCUUCUGUGGACCUGUGGGCUGUGCUUAGAAUGCAGACACUACCACAACCAGCAACCAUCGUACAUGGCAACGUGGACAACAAGGCAAUUCUCUACUUCGAUGCACCGUCGACGUCUGAUGCGUUGACGUGGUUUAGAGCUAUUAAUCUCCACAUUCCGGCAUCGAAGGCGUAG
Messenger RNA from Sparassis crispa, 4308 nucleotides. RefSeq lists its product as hypothetical. Gene Ontology annotation, molecular function: guanyl-nucleotide exchange factor activity. Lineage: Eukaryota; Fungi; Basidiomycota; Agaricomycetes; Polyporales; Sparassidaceae. The record is from RefSeq and is a predicted model, not a curated record. Gene Ontology annotation, biological process: intracellular signal transduction. The coding region runs from base 1 to 4308 and encodes 1435 amino acids. The transcript has 8 exons.